Messenger RNA from Leucoraja erinaceus (little skate), 2026 nucleotides. It is a transcript of the gene ppm1aa, whose product is annotated as protein phosphatase, Mg2+/Mn2+ dependent, 1Aa. Bases 250 to 1419 code for a protein of 389 amino acids. The record is from RefSeq and is a predicted model, not a curated record. Gene Ontology annotation, cellular component: nucleus; cytosol. NCBI's taxonomy places the organism in Eukaryota, Metazoa, Chordata, Chondrichthyes, Rajiformes, Rajidae. The transcript has 6 exons. Gene Ontology annotation, biological process: positive regulation of canonical Wnt signaling pathway; protein dephosphorylation; negative regulation of canonical NF-kappaB signal transduction. Gene Ontology annotation, molecular function: protein serine/threonine phosphatase activity; manganese ion binding; magnesium ion binding.
UCGCACAACCUGCUGUGCCGCUCACAUCCGGGUGCUGCGGCCCGGGCCGGUGGCUGUCGCUCGGCGCAGCCGCCGUUGUCGCCAGACGGUGGGAACCGUCGCUGCCGUAACUCCGUUGCUUCUCCGGCAUGUCUUGGCCUCCUCUCGCUCUCACGGAUCGUAGUCAUCGACGCCCGGUGAAUGCUCUCGUGCUGAAGGACGUUUCGCCGUCUGUCUGGGGGAGUGGAGUGCUGAACAUAUUGUGGAAAAAUGGGAGCUUUUCUGGAUAAACCAAAGAUGGAAAAGCACAAUGCUCGUGGUGAGGGGAACGAUCUGCAUUAUGGACUGAGCAGUAUGCAAGGCUGGCGAAUUGAGAUGGAAGAUGCACACACAGCAGUCAUUGGCUUGCCACAUGGACUUGAGGCAUGGUCAUUCUUUGCAGUCUAUGAUGGGCAUGCUGGUUCCCAAGUUGCCAGAUAUUGCUGUGAACAUUUGUUGGGUCACAUCACCAGCACACUUGAUUUCAAAGUUAGUGAAGAUCUGACAGACCUUACUGUGGAAAAAGUGAAGAGUGGAAUUCGAACAGGUUUUUUGCAGAUAGAUGAGCAUAUGCGAACAAUCUCUGAGAAGAGGCAUGGUUCAGACAGAAGUGGGUCAACAGCAGUGGGUGUCAUGCUUUCACCCAAGCAUAUUUACUUCAUCAACUGUGGAGACUCACGAGGAUUGCUCUGUAGGAAUGGACAGGUCCAUUUCUUUACACAAGAUCACAAGCCGAGUAACCCACUGGAGAAAGAGCGCAUCCAGAAUGCUGGUGGCUCUGUGAUGAUUCAGCGCGUGAAUGGUUCCCUUGCUGUUUCAAGAGCACUUGGGGACUUUGAUUACAAGUGUGUGCAUGGGAAGGGACCAACAGAGCAGCUUGUCUCGCCAGAACCUGAGGUUUAUGAAAUUGAGAGAAGGGACAAUGACCAGUUUAUUAUCCUAGCAUGUGAUGGCAUUUGGGACGUCAUGGGGAAUGAAGAGAUCUGUGAAUUUGUUAAGUCCAGACUGGAAGUUAGUGAUGACCUUGAGAAAGUUUGUAACCAGAUUGUUGACACAUGCUUGUACAAGGGGAGUCGGGACAACAUGAGUGUCGUAUUGAUUUGCUUUCCAAAUGCACCAAAGGUGUCGCCAGAAGCAGUGAAAAGAGAAGCUGAGUUGGAUAAACAUCUGGAGAACAAAGUGGAAGAAAUCUUUGAGAAGCAGGGUGCUGAGGGGGUGCCAGAUGUAGUCCACAUGAUGCAUGCUUUGUCGUCGGAGAUCAUCCCAAACCUCCCACCGGGAGGUGAACUGGCCAGCAAGCGGAGUGUUAUUGAAGCAGUUUACCACAGACUGAAUCCAUGUAGAGCUGAUGGUUCUGGGUUGUCUAGAAAUUUCUGCAUUUGUGGGCACUCGAGACUUUAAAGAGUUAUAUUUCUUCUUUUUAUCAAGGAACCAUCAUUCCCAGAUGACAUGUGGUAGCUGCCAACCAGGACGAUUGCACACAUCCACAAACAAGGCCAUCAAGUAUCCAUGAAUCACACAAGUCUUCACAAGAUUGUUUAAUUUUGCAAAAAGAUUUCAGAGGAUGCGAAUGCAAUAUUGAAAUUCUGCAAUCAGCAAUGAUUCAGCAAGGAUGUGAUUUGUUUAGUGGCUGGAAAUACACAUGAUUGAAUUAUUUUUACUACAGAUUGGGCAUUUUUGAUUUAAUCCUGUUAACUUGAAAGUGCAAUUUUGUCUUUUUUUAAAAGCUUCUAUUUAAUGGAAUAUGACCUUUCAAAGCAUAUUGAAUAGAUAACUUGAUGUCCAUAGCUGGUACAGAUGUAACAGUUGAGCAUCCAGAUUAUCAAAACAAGAAUCUUGCAUCUAACUUUUCAAUUUAUUUCCCAAUGCCAGAGUAUUUGAAUGGUCUAAAAUUAAAAUUUCAGGUUUGGCAGACUGAACUUGUAAAAUAAAUGCUCACUUAUUGAUUAUCUUAUAGAUCACACUUGUAUGAUAACAUUACUGUGGACUUUAUAAAAGCUGACUUUUA